Messenger RNA from Cercospora beticola, 1308 nucleotides. It is a transcript of the gene NIP7, whose product is annotated as ribosome biosynthesis protein NIP7. Gene Ontology annotation, biological process: ribosomal large subunit biogenesis; ribosome assembly. Gene Ontology annotation, cellular component: nucleus; nucleolus; preribosome, large subunit precursor. The record is from RefSeq and is a predicted model, not a curated record. NCBI's taxonomy places the organism in Eukaryota, Fungi, Ascomycota, Dothideomycetes, Mycosphaerellales, Mycosphaerellaceae. Gene Ontology annotation, molecular function: RNA binding.
AGAAACCGCAACCUCCCUUCGCCAUCAUGCGACCUCUUACAGACACCGAAACGAAGACGCUCUUCGAGAAGCUCGCCAACUAUACUGGCAAGUCGCUCAACAACCUCAUCACCGACACCGUCACAAAUGGGAAAACCACCGACCGCUACGUUUUCCGAGUGCAAAAAGACCGAGUCUACUACGUACGCGAAUCGAUCGCAAAUCUCGCUACCUCUGUCGCUCGCGACUCUCUUCUGAGUCUGGGUACAUGCUUGGGCAAGUUCACCAAGACAGGAAAAUUCAGACUGCACAUCACAGCUUUGGACGUGAUCGCACCGCACGCAAGAUAUAAGGUAUGGGUGAAGCAGAACGGAGAGAUGCCAUUCCUGUACGGAGGGCAUGUCGUAAAAGCUCAUGUUGGGCGAUGGAGUGAAGAUGCGCCGGAACACGCAGGUGCGGUUGUAUUGAGCAUGAAUGAUACGCCGUUGGGCUUUGGAGUAACUGCCAGGAGUACUGCAGAGGCGAGGAAGCUGGAUCCCACCGGGAUAGUACUGUUCAGACAAGCAGAUGCUGGAGAAUAUUUGCGAGAGGAAGAAACGCUCUUUACCACAUGAGCUACCACACAAACCUGACUGUCGAGCCAUUCCAAUCUCGUCGCGCCGAAGCCCUUCUCAGGAUUCUCGUGGGGUCGACACCAUCGGAGACGUGAAGCGAACGAUACUCGCCUCAAUUGCAGCGCAUGGGGCACAAACAGAGCGAAUGCGACAAUGUAUUGUGGGUGAAGAAUGGGGCUGGGAAGUCUAACACGCCGGUCUGCGUGGUGGCGGGAGGAAAACGAUCCGAUUGAAUAAGUGGUAUUGGCUACGGAUUCCGGCUGAUACCAAGCCCGGGUGGGCAUGCGUGUGCACAAAGCACGCCGGUCGCCUACGAACCAAGGCUCUAAUUACGAGGAAAGGACCACAUGUUCGUGUUUCCCAUGAUCGGUCUGACGAUUGCGAUAUUGCAUCAGGCUAUCAUUCGACCGCGAAAUCGUGAGCCAUGGCAAAGUGUAUCACGACCUCUGAGAUCCCCAUGGACUGCUAUGUAUGAGAACUAUGGUCUUGGCUAUCAUGAUUACUAAAUCUCUUCACAAGAGGCUAGACUCCAUUAGACGAGCUUCGGCCGAGCAGUUGCUACAUGGCUCGUAGAUGGAGCAAGAGUGUCUUCUCAGGAGAAGGUUUGCAUGAAGUAGUCCACACAACUUUUAGAACACAGUCCGGCAUCGCUGAUCGUCGCAAGCGCAAUGCUUUCCACGAAUGUCGCGCAAUCAUCGAGCCAUCGAUGCACGCU